Saxophila tyrrhenica is the source of this 1344-nucleotide messenger RNA. RefSeq lists its product as uncharacterized. The transcript is spliced from 3 exons. Gene Ontology annotation, molecular function: calcium ion binding. Lineage: Eukaryota; Fungi; Ascomycota; Dothideomycetes; Mycosphaerellales; Extremaceae. Gene Ontology annotation, biological process: endoplasmic reticulum calcium ion homeostasis. The record is from RefSeq and is a predicted model, not a curated record. Gene Ontology annotation, cellular component: endoplasmic reticulum. The coding region runs from base 1 to 1344 and encodes 447 amino acids.
AUGGCGGACUUUCUCAAGAACCUCCUCGGAGGCGCAAAGUCGGUCGUCUCGUCUGCCUCAUCCGAUGCCGAUGACUUUGCCGACUUCGCGACCGCUGCCUCCCCCGUCGCGCCGUCGCACGCCGCCUCGUCCUCCUUUGGCGCCGCCACACACACUCCCACUGCCGGCAGCAUGCUCACCAACCUGUUCGGCAACCCGGCCGUCACCAUGAAGGACCGGCCGUACACCAAGUGGUACCGCGUGUGGGAGCGUACGAGCCUGCAGGACUUUUACCAGGAAUUCAUCAUCAUUCCAAUCCUACUCCUCGUCGUCCUGGUCAACCUGUGGGGCAGCUAUACGAACAAGCAGCGCGCCAAGCAGUGGGCGGCCACACAUCUGCCAAUACUGGAAAACGAGUUCGCCAGCGUUGGCUUCUCCGGCGGCAAGUCGGGCUCAGCGAAGGGAGACUUGAAGGCAGGGAGCAUCGACGUUCCGGACAACCUGUUGAGGCAGAGGCAGAAGAACGAGUACUACACCUAUGCUACUGGCCGGCAGAACAUUGCGCAGCUUCAUGUCCAGCUGAGUCUACACAAGCGCUACAACCCCAUCACCUGGAUCGGCGAGACUAUCGUCAGCUUCUUCUUCGACUCCAUGCCAGCGCCUGUUGAGAGGGUGGAGGCCACAGCCUACGCUUUUGACGGCAAGGAGAAGGCUCUGGUCGCAGGGGCUGAAGGUGGACUCAAGGACAGCUCCUACGAUGGCUUCGUCUUUGCAGUCGUCCACAAGGACAAGAUGCAGCAAUUGCGCGACGAUCGAUACGAUCUGAGCUUGACCGCAACGCGAGAUCAUGCUAAGCUGCCAGAGUGGGCUACCAUCAUGAGUGAGAGCGCUGAGAUCACCGAGGCACUUCUGACGCCUGAGCUGCUGAAGGCCGUCGAAGAGACUGGUGAGGAUCUGGAGGCAUUGAUCAUUAGCGACCAGCCCAUCGAUUCGCCCAAGAAACUCAACGAUACUGUGCCAGUCAAACGCGUCUCCCUCUCUACGAAACUCAACACCCGCCCCUCCUCCACCGCCCUCUUCUCCUACUUCCUCCGCCUCCCCGACUUCCUCGUCUCCAACGCUCACUUCCGUCCCGAAGCCAUGCGCCGCAUCCGUGCCACGCGCGAGGAAGAGGCGCGCAAGAUCCGCAAAGCCGACGAGGACGAGAAGGCGGAAGAGCGACGGACGGCUUCGGACAAGGCGAAGAAGGACGAGCGCGAACGCCGGCUGAAGAACAUGACGGCCGAGGAGCAGCGCAAAUUCUUGGACCGCGAGAAGAAGGAUGAGCAGAAGAAGGGGCAAAAGAAGCGGACGAUGAAGGCGUAG